CACCAGCCGAGCUGUCAGCAGUACAGUUGUUCAACUUGACAGAGGAGACACUGCUGCUGAGUUUCAAGUUUCUACUGGCCUUCUAAGCAGCAUUUCACAGAGCCAUGGAGGAGGAGAAGCAGCCAACUGGAGAGCCUCACUUUGUGGGGAAGAAAGAAGAACUGAUUGAAGCAAAGCGCUCUUUCAGAACACUAGAGAGUCGGGACAUACUGAUCAUCUACCACCAGAACGUCUUCUAUGCUAUGGAUUCUUACUGCUAUCAUGCUGGGGGAAUACUGCAGAAUGGAGACAUUGAGGAAAUUGCUGGCAAGCUGUGCAUAAUUUGUCCAAAUCACAAGUACAAGAUCUCUCUUGCCAAAGGGGAGGGCAUGUACAAGGCCAGGGACCCCCAGGAAAAGCAGCCUGUGCCCAGAUGGUACUCCAAAGGUGUGAAGCAGCGGAUCCACACGGUCACUGAGACCAGCGGGAAUGUCUAUGUCAAGCUCUCUGAGGACACGUGCUGGAUCGAGUCAGACUUCUUCCAGGGAGAGAAGGGCAAGGUGGAAAGGGACAAAGUUGCAGCAGCUGAGAAGAAAACAUAAUAGUAAAACCAGUGUUUUAAAAUGUUAAAUGGAUUCAUGUGUGCCUUGCUAGUUGUUUACAUGAUAUUAAAAAAUUUUACUGAAAAAA
Messenger RNA from Anarrhichthys ocellatus (wolf-eel), 669 nucleotides. RefSeq names its product Rieske (Fe-S) domain containing (gene rfesd). The coding region runs from base 105 to 581 and encodes 158 amino acids. The transcript has 4 exons. Gene Ontology annotation, molecular function: 2 iron, 2 sulfur cluster binding. Lineage: Eukaryota; Metazoa; Chordata; Actinopteri; Perciformes; Anarhichadidae. The record is from RefSeq and is a predicted model, not a curated record.